UAGAUGAAGUGAGAGAAAGAGAAAAGAGCAGAAGCCAAACAACGAACGGUGGAGUUUGGCGUGGAGCGUCGUUUCUACACGAACCGACGACCACCGGCGGAGGGAAGAAUGCUUGAAAACAAGAGGGAGAGAUUGAAAACCUUCCUGAGGAAGAUCGACGAGAAGGCCAUCGUCAGAAUCAAGCAUUUCAUGAAAGAGAGCAGCUACCCAGUAGAGAGCAGCGGUGGCGGGCUGCAAGUCAAAGUGAAGAAAAGCAGGAGCAGCUUAAGCAAUGGAAGCAUCAAGAAGGUGGAGUCGAGGAAAGCCUUGAGCUUGGAGGCGGCCCAGCUGGAGAUCCAGCAGCAGCACAAAACCCUCACAAGACAAGAUGCAGUCAGGUCUCAGACAUUUGAAGUUGACAGCAAAGGCUUUGAGAGGACGGAGGGCACGGGCACACAAAGUAGUUUUAUGAAGCACAACAAAACAUUCCACAAGCUGUUUCCACACAUUCCCAAGAAUGAAGACUUGAUACAUGCUUACAUCUGCGCCCUGCAGAAAGAAGUGCCCUACCACGGUCGGCUGUACAUCACAGACACCCAUGCCUGUUUCUACUCAUCAGUGCUACUCAAAGACACUAAGCUAGUUAUUCCAGUUUCCCGCAUCCAUAUAGUAAAGAAGCAGAACACAGCUCUGCUUGUACCCAACGCCUUGUCCAUCCGUACCUCUGAAGGAGACAAGAUCCUCUUUGUGUCGCUGCGGAACAGAGAAUCAUGUUAUCAGCUGCUGCGUUCAGUUUGUCCACAGAUAGAGGAGGGAAGCACAAAUAGUAGCCCUAUCAUCUCCUCGGCUGAAAACAGCUUUGAUAAAAGCAAACUUGUGAACUCCAGCCAGUCCAGUCUGGAUGACAGCUUCGACCAGUUUGAUGGUUCUGAGUCCCGAUCCUUACAGGAGCAGCCUCUGCACAAACCUCACAGAGAUGCAGUGCCUAAUGGGAACGGCUCGGCUUUCAGGGGUCUACACGUGCAGCCGAGUGAAAGCUCGUCCUCAGAGGAGCUCUCAGUUUCAGGUGGCUCGUGGGUUUGGAAUGUGACAGAAAAGGCCAAGUCCCUGCUGGUUCAGAGAGAGGCCAGAACCCUCAACACUCUACUCUUCAUUUACUUGAUUUUGGUUGUGCUGCUGCUGCUGUCUUCCGGCUACAUUGGUUUACGAAUCGUGGCUCUGGAGGAACAGCUGACGUCCCUGGGGGCUUUACCUGAGUUCACCUUACAGAGCAGGUACCGCCAAGACACAUAACCCUCAGCGAUGGAAGGAGAGAUCGGUUGACUCAUGACAGGAGGAUUAUCAUCGGCCUCAUUCAGCAGAACACAGCGGGAGAAAUUUCACCUUUUCAGACUGUGCUCCCGCCAUGGCUGGUGCUGUUGGCUAGAGGAGGAAAAAAAAGACAGCCAACAUGUGCAAUUUUUAAGAGACACUUUGUUAACUUGAAGGGCUAUCCUUCCUCCUAGUGCAGUAGACAAAUGGACAUGCCACGACUUAGUCCAACAGAGCCAAGCAAAAAAUGCAUCCACACUCUGCCUGGCUGCAGCGUGUCGGAACCUUCAAACCAAAGCCAAGCCGCUCUUGCUUCGCAAAAAUGCCAGACUAGCCGAGUUUGACGGACACCUACCUGACAGAAACUGUUCAACAUCUGUGAAUUUAUGUUAUUCAUUGUCCUUCUUAUACACACCCCUCAUCCUUGAGCAUGCAGUCAGAACAGGGCUAUACCGAUCAGCAUUAGACCGCUGUAGUUCUUCUUAUUGCAUCUCAACAGCAGAGGGGUAGUGCUAUAUGCAUAGCCAAAGAUGCACACGGUGCACAUCUUUUGCAUGAGUGCACUAAGAUGACUUUGUAGUGAUUUUCUAUCUCUGAUUUACCCUUCCGUUUAACAGCGGUUUAUACAGAGUUGUCUAUCCUCUAUCUCGGUAUCUGUCGGGGUGUUUCUCUUUGAAUGGUUCCCUAAUCAGCUGUGGGUUGAAAUGAUGAUCACUGAAAUCCCAAAAUCAGAUCAGCCCAAGCAGGCUCGUCUUUCUCCUGAUGGUCUUUCCCUUUCUCUCCUUCUCCAACCAGAAAUGAUUGCAGUAUUACUUUCCUCGCCUUUGACAUGAUUUAAAUCCUUUAAUGAUCAAUGCUCCGAGGUUUUUUUUCUUUUUCAAUGCAGUCUCGGCUGGUUGAUUGCAUCAUCAAUGCACAAAUAUUUAGUACAACAGGACAAGACGAGGUUGUCUUCAUCGAUGAGUGUUUGUGUAUGGCAAGGUUAAAUUUAAAUUAUGUUGAUGUUCUGUCCUGCAGGAAAAAAAACUACAAACCUCUGUCCAUGACAGGCCUCAAACGGCAUUUCUAGAAUUUUCAGGUUAUUUAAAGUAGCAUCAAUAAUGUAUUUCUAAUGUUUAUGCAUGUGUCUGCAAUAUCGACACCUGACUGAUACUUCAUAUGCGUUCUCACUCCAGUACACCUGAGUGGAGAUUUGCAACCACGCUCGCUGUAAGGUCCCAAAUUUUAAACAGUAAAGAAGUGGCGCCAAAAGGAAAUUUAAAUAUGCAAAUCAAUUAUUAUGCAUGGCAACAAUUACUACUACUACUCUUUUUGUGUGCUGUUUUAAAUGGAGCUUGAUGUUUGUGGGGAAGGAAAUUUUGUAGGAAGACAAAAUAGAUGUGAAUGAAAGAACAGCUCAAGCGAGCUAGCCGCACUUUAAAAAAAUGUGUUUGUGCCUGUCACAAUCCAUGACACGGUGUUUUGGGUUGAGAAGAAAUGGCAAAGCUAGCGUUCUGUGGUAUCUGAUGGUGCUACAACCUUUUUUAAUUUUUUUAAGUAGUUUUCACUCAGGGGUGGUGGGCACUACCUGCCACAUGGUUUUAGGUUGUCAUCCUCUCCCUUUGACAUUUCAAAGUCUUGUGUGUGUGAUGGGGUUCACAUUUUGUACACCUUGGCUUUAGUGACCUUCUCAAAUGUCCCUUUGAGAAAGACCACUGCUAUCAUUGAGAUUCAUUCGACUUUAAUGUAACUGUAUUCAGCUUCUCAAAAGUGCGUGCUUUUUUCAGUUUCCCUCCUUUUGUGACCCUUUUUAACAGAUAACGAUGCAUAUCAACACCACAGCACAAAGACUUAACAGCACCAUUCUUGUGGAAACUCUCUUUCACAACUUGUAGCGAGUAGGUUUACUUGUGUACAUCGUGUUUCAGACGGUCAUAGUCUCAUGAUUGGCUAUGCUCUAUUUCAACAUGCCACAUACAGUACUGUCAGUUCUAAUAAUCCCCCACCAGGGGGCAGCACACACAUCCACUGUCCUUGAAUGGACUCAAUGCAAGAAUCUCAAUGAAGAGGGCAGUAUUUGUGUGGUUUUGCACUAUUCAAAGUGUUGUUAAUAAUUUUGUACCAAUUGUUAAUGUCCUUAAUUCUUCUAUGGUCCUAUAUAUUUAUUUGCCUACUGUGUAAUUCAAAGUAAUCUCUGUGAGAUGGCUUUGCUAUUUAAAAUAAAUCAAAUGUGAGUAAAUCAUAUCGUGUGCAUUUACCAUGAACUACAAAAGUGUUGAUUAAGUAACUGAAUGGAAAAUAAAUAUGUUCACAUGA
Molecule: messenger RNA, 3585 nt
Organism: Labrus bergylta (ballan wrasse)
Lineage: Eukaryota; Metazoa; Chordata; Actinopteri; Labriformes; Labridae
Source: RefSeq, a predicted model, not a curated record